GUUGCACCAUCUAUGAAAUUCAUGUGUGAUCAGAUCUCAGUAUCUUGUAUUGAAACAACUGCUUUGAAUUGUUAAUUUAAAGAUUAAUGGCAGAACAAUAAUAUUUUUAAUUAUAUCGCUUCAUUCAAAUUAUUAAUGAAGACACCACAUCAAAGAUUAGUUAUGGUUGGUGAUCGCGAUGGACUGAAGGAAUUAUUAAGACGUAGACUAGUUGAGUGUGGCUGGCGGGAUCAGGUGAAGCUGAUAUCAAAAGAACUGAUAAAAGAGCAUGGCAAUGACAUUACUUACGAUAUGUUGCUGUCUACGGUGACCACUAGAGCUCGCACGCUUGUACCAGACUCAGUGAAGAAAGAACUAUUACAGAAAAUAAAGAAUCAAUUGAUGGCUCAAGAAGAAAAGCUGAAAAUUGUGACAGAUCGUUAGGAACCUUAUUCGAAUCAUUAAUCACCAGCAGUUUUUCAUCGAAAUAAUGACAUUUGUAAAAGUUAUGACUAUAUCUCUUGCGACUUACAUUCUUCUAACGGUUUAUUGACGCAGUAUAUUGUUUAGUACAUGAUAAUUAACAGAAAGAUAACUCUUUGUAAAGCGCAAAAUGUGAUAUUUAUAUCUAAUAAUUAAAAUACAUAUAUUCAAUAAU
This is a messenger RNA of Pogonomyrmex barbatus (red harvester ant), 637 nucleotides long. It is a transcript of the gene e(y)2, whose product is annotated as enhancer of yellow 2. Gene Ontology annotation, cellular component: nuclear pore; SAGA complex. Gene Ontology annotation, molecular function: transcription coactivator activity. Gene Ontology annotation, biological process: positive regulation of DNA-templated transcription; mRNA export from nucleus. The record is from RefSeq and is a predicted model, not a curated record. NCBI's taxonomy places the organism in Eukaryota, Metazoa, Arthropoda, Insecta, Hymenoptera, Formicidae.